Messenger RNA from Neurospora hispaniola, 933 nucleotides. Its product is annotated as bola protein. The transcript has 2 exons. The coding region runs from base 130 to 618 and encodes 162 amino acids. Gene Ontology annotation, cellular component: mitochondrial matrix. The record is from RefSeq and is a predicted model, not a curated record. Lineage: Eukaryota; Fungi; Ascomycota; Sordariomycetes; Sordariales; Sordariaceae.
AUCAUCAUUCUGAACAAACCAUUCAGAUCCAACAGUCAAACACAACAUUUGUGACUACACAAGACUCGAGCCGCCAACUACUGCUCCCUGUUGAAUUGCCUACCAUAUCUACGCAACGUCCCCGUCACUAUGAUUUGCAGAGCCUGCCUUCGUGCCAGCAGAGCUGGCCUCCGCUCCGAGGCUUCCCAAAGACUCGCCUCUUUCCAGACGCCAAGCAGGGCUCUCUCUUCGCUGGCUUCUAUACGCCUCUCUGCAUCUGCCACAUACUCUACCUCUGCUCUUCUUCAACAGCGCGCCAUUCAGAUUCCGGCUCGCCUUGCCUCGAGGACAUACUCUACCGCAGCUUCGGAACAGCCUGCGAGCGCUGUCCCGGAAAAGCCGGAAGACCUGGACGAGGGAGAGGCCCAGGUUUGGGACAUCUUGGUCCGCGAGUUUGCGCCCACCAACCUCGUCGUGCGAGACAUCUCGGGAGGCUGCGGCUCCAUGUAUGGCGUCGACAUCUGCUCCGAGAAGUUCCGUGGCCUCAACAUGCUCAAGCAGCAACGUCUGGUCAACGCCGCUCUCGGUGACCUGGUCAAGCAAUGGCAUGGCAUCCAGAUCAAGACCAGCGUGCCUUGAAGAAAAGAAUCAUGGAGGAAAGUAAGAGAAAGAUGAUUUUGUAUUUUUCACUGCCAUGUACACCACUCGAUACCCAAGGAACAACCGCAUCAAAGCUCUUGAAUGGCCGCAGUGCCUUACCACCAGGACAAACUCUCAUCUGAUGCGAAACUCGAAAAUGCCACCAUGCCCAUAUCAUCGUGCACGAUUCCUCAUGACAAAUCCGACGUUUCCUCAUUCUCCAUAUCGAUGUCCAUGGUACCCCAGUCCACUGCCGGAACCGACCUGGGAUCAGGUCCCUUGUUGAAUAGUGGCUGUCUAGGUCAACCCCGCUCG